GAGAGAAAUCCAAACCCACAAGGCUCGAACACGCCGUACGCGCAUUGCUCACCUUCACGUCCCAAAAGAAACUAAACAAAGAAGCAAAAGAAACCCCACCAUAUUCGUCUUUCACGCUGCCAAAUUCCUGUGUGCGCAUUGUGCACUGUUCCAUUCUUCUUCUUUUCGAUACAAUAUUUUUUUUGUUAAUUUUUUUUGGAAAUACGUCACGUAUAUGAAAUAAAACAAAACAAGAAAAGAAAAAUGGAUUCUGAAAAACCCAUUUUUGGUACCAUCGGCGCUAACUUUAUUAGACCAUCAUGGGCAGUUAUGCUUCUUUUCCUUACGCUGAUGGCGGUUGUGUCGAUACAGUUCACGACGAAGGCGGUGAUUCCUAGAUGGGUGGUAUCGGGUUGGAGGCCGCCGCCCCAUCCGGGUGGGUCGGAAAGGGGUUCGGAGGAUCCGAGAAGCUGUUCCGGGUUCUUCAGCGACGGUCCGGGGCAGAAGAGGAGGGUGGUCAUGUCGAUAACGGAUUUCGGCGGGGUUGGAGACGGAAAAACGUCGAACACCGAAACGUUUCGGAAGGCGAUACGCUACAUGCAGCGUUUCGGCCAACUAGGUGGGUCCCAGCUUAACGUUCCCAGAGGAAGGUGGCUCACAGGCAGUUUUAACCUCACCAGUAAUUUCACGCUUUACCUCGAACACGGCGCUGUAAUUUUGGGCUCCCAGGACCCAAAGGAAUGGCCUAUUAUUGAGCCAUUGCCUUCGUAUGGACGAGGGAGAGAAAGACUAGGAGGAAGACAUAUAAGCCUUAUUCAUGGUGAUGGUCUCGUAAAUGUUGUCAUUACAGGAAAGAAUGGUACAGUUGAUGGUCAAGGGAAAAUGUGGUGGGAACUUUGGUGGAAUAGAACAUUGGAAUACACCAGAGGUCAUCUUCUUGAAAUAAUGAACUCCAAAAACAUCCUAAUCUCCAACCUCACCUUCCUUAAUUCUCCCUUUUGGACUAUCCAUCCAGUUUACUCUAGCAACGUUGUUAUCAAAGACAUGACGAUUUUGGCUCCCCUUAAAGCCCCAAAUACUGAUGGCAUAGAUCCAGAUUCAAGCAUCAAUGUCUGCAUUGAAGACUGUUACAUUGAAAGUGGGGAUGACCUUGUAGCAGUGAAGAGUGGAUGGGAUCAAUAUGGGAUCAGCAUUGCCCGUCCAAGCUCAAACAUCAUAGUAAGAAAAGUUUCAGGCACUACUCCAACCUGCUCUGGAGUUGGAAUAGGAAGUGAGAUGUCUGGAGGGAUUUCAAAUAUUACUAUUGAGGAUAUGCAUGUUUGGGAUUCAGCAGCUGGGAUUCGCAUAAAAUCUGAUAAGGGUAGGGGUGGUUACAUAGCAAAUAUUAGUAUAAGCAACAUUAAAAUGGAGAGAGUCAAGAUCCCAAUAAAGUUCAGCAGAGGCUCUAAUGACCACCCUGAUGAAGGAUGGGAUGCCAAAGCUGUUCCUAGGGUGAAGGGUAUUUUUAUAAGCAACGUACUUAGCUUAAAUUCAACUAGAGCCCCUGUAUUGCAGGGCAUUGAGGGUGCAUCAUUUGAAGAGAUUUGCUUUAAAAAUGUUACAGUUCUUGGCUUAGCCCCAUCUACGGCGUGGCAUUGUGAAUUUGUUUCAGGUUUUACUAGUGAGGUAUUUCCAGCGCCCUGUCCGCAGUUGCAGAACGAUGACUUUUUGUCCCGGUGUUCGUAACCCCCCAACUUCUUUGGAUGAUUUGAAAAUGUUAAUUUAGAAAUCUUGGGAUUAAGCUUUUCAAAAAUUGGUCGAUGCAGCAGCAGGGUCUGCUCUGUGCGGCUUGGAUUUGAGCUUGAAACAGAAUAGUGGAUGAGUGCAUGAUUGAAUGGGCUGAAGCUAGUGAACUACAAAGAUGGCUUGUCAAAGGAGCUUUGGAAUCUCGCUCCUGUAAGCAUCUCAACCCACUGUUUUGCUAAAUAGAAACAGUUCUCUUAUGCAUAUUGAAUGCAAUUACCGGUUCAUCUGCUGUUAAGAGUUCAUUUUGAUUGAAUAUUUUUUGAUAAUUGGUGAUACGCGAAACCUCAGUAUGGAUAAAGGUUUACCAAACCCAAACCAGAAGAGAGAUAUGAACUUGUAUAGAGGCAUUAACAUAGCUGUAAAUUGAAAAUUUCCACAAGAAUAGACAUUGAUGAAGUUCAAAUUAGUGAUUAGCGAUACUGCUUGUAUUCUGUUCCUUGUUGAGUUUGAAGUGCCACUUGAUCUUGAAAAGGAAUUUUGUGUGGCGCUCGUUAGACAUUGUAAUAAACCUUUUUGUAUUGAUAGAGUUUGAAAUUUGCAGUCAA
Molecule: messenger RNA, 2309 nt
Organism: Ziziphus jujuba (common jujube)
Lineage: Eukaryota; Viridiplantae; Streptophyta; Magnoliopsida; Rosales; Rhamnaceae
Product: probable polygalacturonase
Exons: 5
Coding region: 244-1704 (486 amino acids)
Biological process (GO): carbohydrate metabolic process
Molecular function (GO): polygalacturonase activity
Source: RefSeq, a predicted model, not a curated record